AUGAACUUUACCCCGACACACACCCCUGUUUGCAGAAAGCUAACAGUUGACUCCAAACACAGUGUUUCCUCCAGGUUCAGUGGUUCCACCAGGUGGAGGGGAAUGUCUUUCCCAGAUUCAGAUUCACCUUUGCCUUCCAUUGAAGACCGCCUCGCCGUCCUCUGUCCUUCUCAGGAGCUUCUGGAAUAUUUUAAAAAUAAGAUGGCCGAAUGUGAGACAGAAAAUGAGGAUCUACUGAAGAAACUGGAACUGUACAAAGAAGCUUGUGAAGGGCAGCAUAAACUAGAAUGGGAUUUGCAGCAGAAGGAGGAAGAGAUUACUGAAUUGCAGAAAGCUUUAAGUGACAUGCAGAUCUGCCUUUUCCAGGAACGAGAACAUGUUUUACGUCUCUACUCAGAAAAUGACCGACUGAGAAUCAGGGAAGUAGAAGACAAGAAAAAGAUUCAAAGUCUCUUGGUUCUUGUGGGAACAGAUACUGGAGAAGUGACCUAUUUUUAUAAGGAGCCUCCCCACAAAGUCACCAUUCCCCAAAAGACUAUCCAGACUUUAAAUAAACAUGAACAGAAUGAAUCUUCAACUUUAAAAGCAGAUCCUAAAGUAAGUAAAAGAAGACCAGCAAUGAGAGACAGAGAAGAAAAUACUGAGCAAUACCAAAGAGACAUACAGACGCUUAUCCUACAGGUGGAAGCCCUGCAGGCUCAGCUGGAGGAACAGACCAAGCUUUCUAGAGAACAAGUUGAAGGUCUCAUGGAAGAUAGACGGAUUCGCGUUGAGGAAAUACAAGUUCAGCACCAGAGAAAUCAGGAGAAAAUCAAAGAGCUAACCAAAAGAACUUUAGAAAUGUACCCCAAGAUGUACUUGGGACAAAUUUUCAACUCCCAUCUUCAAGAGCCAAAAAUGCCUACCCUGAAGGAUAAGUUAAUACAAGAGAAAAAACUUUCUAACAUGUACCAAGAGCAGUGCAUUUCUUUAGAAGAAGAACUUGCCCGAAUUCGUGAGGAAGAAGGCGUGAGGAGGGAGAUCUUCAAGGAUCGCACUAACAAGAUGGGGAAGCGUUUACAGGUAAUGACAAAACGCUACGAGGCCUUGGAGAACCGACGUAUCUUGGAAGUAGAAGGCUUUAAGACAGAUAUUAAGGCUCUCCGGCAGAAACUUAAAGACUUGGAGCAGAUGCUGUAUAAGACAACACUUAAUGCUCGGACCGAUCAGGACCUUGCCAUUCUGUGUGAGGUCCGGAACAGCAAUAGACGAACACAUAAGAUACAGGGAGAACUGAAGAACCUGAAGUCCAAAGUGUUUGGUUUGGAGAAUGAACUUAGACUCUGUUGA
Messenger RNA from Chrysochloris asiatica (Cape golden mole), 1329 nucleotides. RefSeq names its product coiled-coil domain containing 77 (gene CCDC77). Bases 1 to 1329 code for a protein of 442 amino acids. The transcript has 11 exons. Gene Ontology annotation, cellular component: centrosome. The record is from RefSeq and is a predicted model, not a curated record. NCBI's taxonomy places the organism in Eukaryota, Metazoa, Chordata, Mammalia, Afrosoricida, Chrysochloridae.